Salvia splendens (bonfire salvia) is the source of this 2867-nucleotide messenger RNA. Its product is annotated as serine/arginine-rich splicing factor RS40. Gene Ontology annotation, molecular function: RNA binding. Bases 1575 to 2621 code for a protein of 348 amino acids. Lineage: Eukaryota; Viridiplantae; Streptophyta; Magnoliopsida; Lamiales; Lamiaceae. The record is from RefSeq and is a predicted model, not a curated record. The transcript is spliced from 6 exons.
UCGCAGCAAUUAGGGUUUCGAUUUUCUCCAGAGAAUUGAAGAGCAAUGAGACCAGUUUUUUGUGGAAAUUUCGAGUAUGAUGCUCGGCAGUCUGAUCUGGAGAGACUCUUCAGAAGAUAUGGGAAAGUCGACAGGGUUGAUAUGAAGUCUGGUAAGUCUGAGGUGUUUAGUUUUUACUUUUUGUUGCCAAAGUAUUAGAUUUUAGCCAAUGAAAUUCUUUUUUAUAAACCUAUUUCAUUAAUAACCCUUCAUCUCUACACAUUUAAGGUUCUCUGAUGGUCAUCCAAGGUUCUCUUAAAGCAUAGUAUAAUUUUUGGCAUGAUCUUAUUAGCUCUAGGCAGGUUUAAAAUUAGAAGUCAAUUUUCUUUUUGGCUUUGUGAAAUCAGUGGAGGUGAUCUAUGUCUAAAAGUAGCUUCCUUUUCUGUUUAAAUGUAAUUAAAGUUGGUGUCUACUUAUAUGCUAAUGCUAUUAAUCCACAAGGAUAGUAGAAUACUACUAGUCAUUUGCACUGUGUUUUGGAGAAGCAAAUGUAUCCACAAGGGCUUGGGUUUGCUUUAACAUAUCACUUCCAUGCGAUUUCUUUUCCUCUGAGGAGUAUAAAUGCUGGAAUGUUAUGAUAUAAGAACUGCAGAGACUGACUAACGCCAGACAAAGAACUGAUAUGGUGAAAAAUUGCCUCGUUUAGCAAUUACGUUGAUAUUUUCAUGACUAGUGACAGAGUGAUGGUAGGGUAAGUUUCUUAUAUUUACAAGGUUUUGUACCUGUUUUUUGUAGUUACAUAGUAGAGUAUAUCAGUUAUGAGCUCAUUUGUAUAGUAUACAUAUAUAUAGGUAAGUGUUCAUAUUCGUCAAUAAAAUAUAGUAGAGAUCAGUAAUCAUCUUUUGACAAGACAAAUGGAGUGGAAGAAGGCUGUGGUUACUAGGCACUGGGAGGUCUCUGUGCUCAUUGAAGUGACUUCAGUUCAAUACCAUGUGAACUUGCACGUGGGCGACAAAAGUGAUGCUUUGUUGCCUUACAGGCUGUUGGGAUGUUUUAAAAUAAGCAAAAUAUAUCUUUUCUAAGUCUGAGAACCUCCCCCCCCCCCAAUAUUCAACUGAUUUUUUGGCGCAGGAUCUCAUUGCAAUAUCGAUACAUUUCCCAGCUGAUGGAAGGGUUUCCUCUGCAUUUCAUUUCCUGACAGUGACAAGCAUCCUCUUCUAAUUUCCUAGGAGAGCUCUCUGAUCAUCCAUGACAUCACCAUCACGCAUUUUCAUGUGUCAUUCUUGACUUCAUUCCUCAUGACUUUAGCCCAACCUACAUUUUUCCACGUUACACGCAGACCUCGAAGUUGAGGCAGCUGAAUAAGUCAGAGAAGGCACACACUUUACCUUGUGCUGUAAUGGAACAUCCACCUUUGGAUAGUUGUUCAUUGACAUUGCUCACUUCGUUGGCUAAGGUCUGUUACUGAUUAAACUGGUCAAUAGUUUGGGUACCUAGGGCAGGUCUUUUCGUAAUGUUACCAGGCAACAUGGAAUGGGUUUGUCCAUCUAUGAUGGAUCAUAAGAUACGUCUGAAGAGGUUUUGCUUUUGUCUACAUGGAGGAUGAAAGGGAUGCUGAGGAUGCAAUUCGUUCACUUGACCGAAUUGAAUUUGGUAGGAAGGGUCGUCGACUUCGUGUUGAGUGGACCAAGCAAGAACGGAGUAGCAGGCGGCCAGAAAGCUCCAAAAAAACUUCAUCUAACACAAGACCCUCAAAGACCCUCUUUGUCAUAAACUUUGAUCCGUAUCAUACAAGAACAAGAGAUUUAGAAAGACAUUUUGAUCCUUACGGAAAAAUUUUGAAUAUAAGGGUGAGGAGAAAUUUUGCGUUUAUUCAGUUUGAAUCUCUGGAAGAUGCAUCAAAAGCUUUGGAUGCUACUAACAUGAGCAAAUUGUUGGAUCGUGUUAUUACGGUUGAAUUUGCUAUCAAGGAUGAUGAUGAUAGGCGAAACGGAAAUAGCCCUGACCGAGUUCGUGACAGAUCACCUAGGAGAGGCUAUGAUAGGGCAAGAUCUCAGAGUCCGUACAGGAGAGAGAGGGGCAGUCCUGAUUAUGGGCACAGUCGUGGCCGUAGCCCAAGCCCGUAUCGCAGAGAGCGAGCAAGUCCUGACUAUACUCGUGGGAGUAGCCAGAGCCCCAACAGGAAGGAAAGGGGGAGCCUCAAUAGGAAGGUAAGGAGGAGCCCCAUUAGGAAGGAAAGGGAUAGCUCAGAUAGGAAGGAAAGGGAGAGUCCUGAUAGGAAGGUAAGGGGGAGCCCCGAUAGGAAGGAAAGAGGGAGCCCCAAUAGGAAGGAAAGGGAACAUAGACGUGAUCAUGAGCGGAGUCCAAGUCCUGAGAAGGAGGAGGGAGAGACUACUGAUCACAACAAUGAACAAAGCUUAAGCCCUCAAAGAAAGAGGUCCAAUGGUGAUAUAAGCAGUGGCCUGAAUCCAGGAAAGAGUGAAAGUCCCGGGUAUGAUUGUGACCCCCGUGUAAGUCCUCAAGGAGAGAAAACUGAGAAGGCAUCUAUCCCUGAUGACUUUGCUCGCGAUAGAUCUCCAGCUUACAGUGAUGGAGAAAGCCCCCCGCCCGAUAGAUUUGGGAGCCAAUCACCCGGGGCAUGAGAAAAAUAUUGAUUGCCUCCAUCUGCAACUUUGAUUGUUCCAUAGAAGGUAUGCGCUAGAUACUGCAGCUCACCAGCCUUGCCAAUGACAUUUAUUAGCUAUAUCUCUCUUUUGUGUGCACAUUGCUUUGUUAUAUUCAACUUCUGCAUCUGGACUUAACAGAAUGUAACAUUUUGCUUCUAUUUUCUUCCACCAAGAUUCUCAAUGUUCCUAUGAUUUAUGCUAUGCGUGUGAUUCAUCGACUAA